Molecule: messenger RNA, 5006 nt
Organism: Syngnathus acus (greater pipefish)
Lineage: Eukaryota; Metazoa; Chordata; Actinopteri; Syngnathiformes; Syngnathidae
Gene: lipeb
Product: lipase, hormone-sensitive b
Exons: 13
Coding region: 425-2944 (839 amino acids)
Biological process (GO): cholesterol metabolic process; triglyceride catabolic process
Cellular component (GO): cytosol
Molecular function (GO): triacylglycerol lipase activity; sterol ester esterase activity
Source: RefSeq, a predicted model, not a curated record
AUUUUAUUUCAUUGAAUUAUCAAAUAACAUUUUGAUAAAUUAUGAUUGAUAUUGUGGCAGGAGCUACAUGUUGGUGGCCAACAAUUCCAGAAGUGAGAACAGAGGGGACGACGCACGCAAUAACAGACUGGGAAUGUUUUAUUGUUUGGACUUGUCAUGGUGCCCCGGGGGGGGGGGCGGGGAGUCACACAGUCAAAGAGCCAAUGGGCAAAAGAGUCGUCACACGCAGGCGCUGAAGCACCGCCGCACUUUUCUGCAGCAGCGCCUUUUACAGCCGAGCAGCGAGUCGAGUAUGCUCAAUCUGGGAAGCUUCCGGCAACAUUUCCAACUCGAGGAAACUAACUAGACGGCAAGAGUCAAACCGGAAAACUGUCUCUUUGCUCUGGGCCACCUUCCUUCCCUUCCUCCAUUUUCCCGUCUUUCCAUGUCACUCACUCAGUCUUUCUUUUCCACCAUGCUCACAAGAGAGGAUACAGACAAGGACAGAAGCUUGAACACAGAUGCCGUGAUGGACACCACAGCAGUUUUUGCGGCCCUAUACAACGUGUGCGAGGAGAACGCCGCCUUCUUCUCGGGCGGGGUCAAAGGCCCGCAAAGCGACGCGGCCCGCCGGCUGGUGGACACCAUGAAGCUGAUCCAGGAGCACGCCCGCACCCUGGAGCCUGUCAUCUCCGGCUUUGCCGCCAUCUACCACCAUUUUGACUUUGACCCCCACAUACCAGCCAACGGCUAUCGAUCUCUCGUCAAGGUGGUGCGUUGCUGCCUCCUCCACAUCAUCCACAAGGGGCGCUACAUCAGCAGCAACCGGCGCAGCAUCUUCUUCCGUGUGGCCCACAACGCGGGAGAGAUGGAGGCCUACUGCAACGCGCUGUGCCAGCUGCGGGCGUUGCUUCACCUGGCCCGCCGCAUGCUGCACGACAAUGGCCACGGCGACCUCUUCUUCCACGAUGAGAGCGGCCUCAGCGAGAGCUUCGUGCGCGAAUACAGCUCCAUGCACAAGGGGUGCUUCUAUGGCCGCUGCCUGGGCUUUCAGUUCACCCGGGCUAUCCGUCCGUCCCUACAGACCAUCGCCAUCGGCCUCGUGGCCUUUGGAGAGAACUACAAGCGCAAUCAGUCUGGAAUAGGCGUGGUGGCCAGCUCCAUUUUCACGUCGGGCAAGUACGUCAUCGACCCCGAGUUGAGGGGGGCCGAGUUUGAGCGCAUCACCCAGAAUCUCGACAUCCAUUUCUGGAAGACCUACUGGAACGUCACAGAGACUGAAGUGCUAUCGAGUCUGGUCAGCAUGACGUCCGUGACGGUCAAGGUGAACCGAGCGCUCUCCGUGCCUCCCAUCCCCUUCGACCUCCCGCUGGCAGCCAAUCCGCGAGCCUCAGUGACCAUACCGCAGCCCUCGGCACACAUUGGCACCAACCCUGUCCAGAUGAGGCUCAUCUCCUACGAGCUGCGGGAAGGACAGGACAGCGAGAGCCUGCUCUCGCUCACCCGCUCUGAUGCGGGCUCCAUCUCACUCUCACUGGGGAUGAAGGCCAAGCGGCUGCCGCCGUCCCCCUGCCUCCUCAUCCACUUCCAUGGCGGAGGCUUUGUGGCUCAGACCUCCAAAUCCCAUGAGCCCUACCUGAAGAGCUGGUCCCAGGACUUGGGCGUCCCCAUUCUAUCAGUGGACUACUCCCUGGCCCCUGAAGCCCCUUUUCCGCGGGCCCUGGAGGAGUGCUUCUUUGCGUACUGCUGGGCUUUGCGGAACCACCAGCUGCUCGGCUGGACCGGCGAGAAAGUCUGCCUAGCGGGCGACAGCGCUGGGGGCAACCUGUGCGUGACCACGUCGAUGCGGGCAGCCACCUACGGUGUGCGCAUGCCAGACGGCCUGGUGGCCACUUACCCAGCCAUGCUACUCACUGCCUACGCCUCGCCGUCCCGGCUGCUCAGUCUCAUGGACCCCAUGGUGCCACUCAGCGUGCUCUCCAGGUGUGUCAGCGCCUACACAGGUAAUGAGCCGCAGACAGAAAAGCAGGUGGAGAAGCUGAGCACACUCACCACGGUGAGGAGGGACACGGCGCUGCUGCUCCGAGACUUCCGGCAGGGCGCGUCCAACUGGAUCCACUCUCUCCUGGACUCCAACAGAGGUGCCGACUCGCAACCGCUAGCCGCUGACACGGUGAGGACCAGCGUGUCGGAGACGUCCAUCUCCUCGCCUCAUGUGGACCCGCCGGUCCCGUCGGAGCCGGACGACUCCCCGGCCAGGAAGUUAUCCGCAAAGAGCCAGACGUGCCAGGACCUCAGAGCUCAUAAUUCUGCCUCCCUCUGCGCCCCGCCGCUUGUGUCUGAGAGCGCUCCUGAAGAAGUCCACUUCUCCAUCUCAUCGGACACUCACUCAUCUGUGCACAAUGACCUGUCUUUGGUGGCCAUACCGCCCCCCGAUGGCAAGGAGGGCUCUGAGUUCCCAGUGGGCUUUGAGCCACUGCGCUCGGAGCAGCUGUCUGAGAUGAAGCUGCUCAGUUCGCCGAUAGCCAAGGACCCCUUCUGUUCUCCCCUUCUGGCCCCAGACAGCAUGCUGAAGGCUCUGCCGCCCGUGCACAUCGUGGCGUGCGCCCUGGACCCCAUGCUGGACGACUCGGUGAUGUUCGCCAAGCGCCUGCGGGCCGUCGGGCAGCCUGUCACCAUGUGCGUGGUGGACGACCUCCCCCACGGGUUCUUGAGUCUGUCGCAGCUCUCCCAGGAGACCAAGGAGGCGGCCGGCAUCUGCGCUGAGCGCAUCCGCGCCGUCUUCGCGCAGAAGGAGAUGCCGCCGCCCGAGCCGCGCAAGCACCGCAAGCUGGAACGAACCGAUAGGGGUGGCGCCGCCCUGUUUGUCCAAGGUGAGCCAGGCUCGGGGCUCGGGGCUAAAAUGGCCGAAGGAGACAGCUUUGUCACAAUCACACAAAGUGAUGUGGAGGGCGUCGGAGCUUAGCAAAAACGUAUUUGGGCAAGCUCAAUGAGGAAGUAAGCCUCCCUCUGCUUUUCAUUACUUGACGGGACGGCCGUUUCGCAACCGUUAUACGGCAGGUGCCACACACUUUCAAGGAAAGAAAUUUAAGAUCACAAUCCCGAUCAGUUGGACAUGGAUCAAUCCCGUCUGGGCGCAUCAGAUAAGACGCUCCUACGCCGUAUCAUUGCGAUCCAAACGGCCCCUGCUGUCCCUCGGCAGAAUGUCUCAGCGCACGCUUAAGAGCACCACGUUAUGCUCUCCAUUACGCCGUCAAUACGGCUCGCUUUGUUGACGCUAGCGCUGUUGACUCGAAGCCCAAAUCCGAUUAUCCAAAGAAGAGACCUUAAACAAAUGGCGCACUGCACAUUUCUUUCCUGGUGGACUUCUUUUUAAAAAAAAAUUUUUUUUUUCUAAACAAUCAUUUGCUGUCAUGUACUCGGCCGUUCUUGUUCUGUUUCCACCCAUAUCCGCUGAUGUAGCGUUGUGUAGCAUUGAAAUGUAAUUCUGUGCCCUUGAUUCCGCCAUGUCAGCGUGCUCGAUGCUUGUUGAGGGAUAGUUGCUGUGGACAGUUUUUAUUUUCUGCAAAUAAUGGGCAGAAUCGGCAAAUGGCUUCACCGACAGCCAUCGUACACAAAUAAUUUGCUCCUUAUGAGACUGUUUGGGUUCGAUUUAUCGCUGUGAACAUAUGCUGGAAUAUCGCUGUCCUUUCAACAUGACGCUGUUGCUCCACAGAGCGUCGCAACCUGUUGUUUAAUUCUUAUUCCACAAAGACAGUAUUCAUUAGAGUCCCGUGUUGUGACAAGUGCCGGCACUUGCGAUGCAUCCUUGCUUUCAAAAUAUUUGGGUUUAGUUCUCCGUUAAAGCCUUGAGGACCACUUUGUAUUUUCCAAAAUCCUCCCCCGAGCGGGAUUAUGCAGCAGCAGAGUCGGGCGGGUGGAUUAGCCCCGUCGUUCUCGCCACAUUUUUGCUGUCAGACGGAUGAAGAAAAGCCAGAAGACGGCCGAGCUCCACUUUGCUCUCUCUGCACUUUUGCUCUCGUUUGUACGGUUGUGUUCUUGUUUUCCUGUUUUCGCCGAUGCGUAAAAGACGGCAUCAAGUGCAAGCAACCACAAAGCCCAACUGACACUUUGAGCAUCUGCUGAUUGUCUUUUUGUCAAAAUAUCUUUUACUGUCCAAAUAUUCUGGACUGUUGCUGUCAAAGUGAUGCUGCUGCUCCACAGACCGCCGCAGCCUGUCGUCACGGCGACAUGCUGCCUCACUCAGUGUUCUGUUGUUGAAAUUUUGGUCUGUCAAACUAGUAAAAAAAAAAAAACUAAACGUAGUCACCAAUAACUUUGAUUAACGAUCAGUAAACACGUGUCAGAGUUUUUAUUCCAAAAAUAUUUACAGAAAGAUUACCUUUACCUUGCUGGCACACUCUUUCUCGAAAAUCAGAGCAUGCCGUUAUUGCCUGAAAGACAGCCAGUUUGGCUGGCACCAUUCCUAUCCGGUCACAGAAUUUGGAUUUCGGUCAUUUGCGUGUUGAUUGAGCUUAAAAUUCAGAACCAAAGACUGCAUACUACAAUGCUGAGACCAUAUAUAUUGUUCAUCUGUUCUCUUGUCAAAACAGCUGCGAGUUGACUUGAUUUACUUUGAAUAGGAUCAUACUGUAAAAAUGUUAAUGAGCUGUCGUUAAAACAAGCCACAGACUGGAAACAACGUCGCAUCUCCUCAAGGAAAACACCACAAGUGCAAACCUGUGAAUUGAAAUGAGAAGUUGAAUGUAUUUUUAUCCUUGUUAGGAUUUGUGUAUAUAUUUUUAUGUAAAGAGCUGUUUCUCAAAUGGGAUUGCUUGAAAUUGUAGAAUUGCAGGUUCUAAAUCUUAGACUAUAAUGUGUUUUUACAGGUGGUUAAAUACAUAAAUGUGCUAUAUAUUUUGCAUAUUUUUAUGUAAAAACAAAGCAAAAGUUUCGAAUUAUAAUUAGACUUGAAUAAUGAAGGCACUACAACGCUCUGAAAUGAUUAAAACACAAGAUCUUGCCAAUAAAGAACCAGCUGUUACUCC